UCUUCAAUCAUUGGAAGCCCAAGCGAUGGUUCUCGUUUAUCCGAAAUACUCAUUGAUUUUGGGAUUGCUGAUGGGACUAGCGAUCGCCGAUAUUUUGACGCUCGAGGGCCAGCGACCCGAGAGUCCGGAAACGCCGCGAUCGAGGAGGAUCUGCAACUUCGACGAGGAUACGAGGACGUACAACAUCGCCGAUCUUUUACUGUGCAUGAACGAUCUGGCGACGAUGAUUAUCGCGCAGCAAAAUGCCAAUUAUAACAAAAUAAUAUGGAGUCGCAUUGACGAGGAGGCAAGGCAAUCGCAUCCCAUUCCACAUUAUCCGAGAGUCUUCGAUGGCGCGUCCUCCUCGAAUCAUUAUAUCACCGAGACGAUAGCGUCGCUGCUUACCGGAGGACUGCCACUCCCCAGCUUACCGAAUUUAUUUGAUUUAGCUAGUUUCACCAGACCGGGCAACAACUUAUUUGGCGCCUUAUCCUCGAUCGCUCGGUACGACGACUUGAAGUGCAUUCCAAGGAUUCUUUGCGAAGUGGCCAGUGGUUCAACGCCCGGGAGUCUUGCUUACAGGCAAACUUCGGCCUCCCCGAGCUUCGGCCCGAGCACACUUUUUUGGUUAUUAACCGCUGUCGAUCUAAGCGGGAGCUCUCCAAUUUUAACAUUUGGUAGAGCAGCUCUAAUUGGAUAUGCAAACAGAGGACGGCCGUACUCGUGUUAUCGAGAGUAUCCUCGAUGUCCUCAAAAUCCUGAGCAACUUAUUUUAUAUUUAAAUAACUAUAACGGCGGCUUUUUUCGCUUCUUUAAUAGUCACAGUGGUAAUUACUACAGGCCUUCGCAAUUUCCAUAUUAUCCAUUUAGCAAAAGUUCAGGUAAUAUUGAAAAUUUUAUGAUUUCAUUCGACGAAACGUCAUCAGAAUUACAAACAAAUACCUCCUUUCAGAUUUACGGAAUAAGGAUGUGCAAUCAAGCGCCGGAUACGUUUCCUCAAGUGUAUUUAGGACCAGAAGCUGAUCGAACUGGAACGGGAAAACUUACGCUCGAUAAUAGCAAUCACUAUGAAGAGAAAAACGAAGAUACGAAUAAUAUUCUUUCAACGAAAAUUAAAAAAAGUGAAUCGAAUAAAAUUGUCUUUCCGACAAAUAAACAAGAGAAUGACUCGCAAUUAUAUCGUAUUGUAAAAUCAUUUAAUACAUUCAAUGAUUUGAGUAUGGAUCAUAAUAGUAAAAUGGAUUCUUCGCAUAGAGAUCAUAAAUUUUCUGACGAGGAAUACAUUAGAGAGAACGAUAAUAUAAAAUAUGUCGAUCGAAUUAAUUACGAUGAGAAGCCGUACUUGGAAAGUCAUGAAUAUGAAAAUAGAAAUCCGUAUUUUACACAGGACAAUUAUUAUGAAGAUACAUCAGUAUUUACAUUUCCAAAUAAUUAAAUGAUUUAUCAACAAUAACUAGUAUUACUGAAUAUUAACUAUUUAUAUAAAAAGCCAUAAUGUCUACAGCCAAUUAUCAGCAUUAUUAGAGUAAUCUAAUGUUAUGCAAAUAUGUAUGCUUAGGCAACAUAUAACUAUUAUUAUU
Molecule: messenger RNA, 1559 nt
Organism: Ceratosolen solmsi marchali
Lineage: Eukaryota; Metazoa; Arthropoda; Insecta; Hymenoptera; Agaonidae
Source: RefSeq, a predicted model, not a curated record